This is a messenger RNA of Dinoponera quadriceps, 4664 nucleotides long. RefSeq names its product PX domain-containing protein kinase-like protein. Lineage: Eukaryota; Metazoa; Arthropoda; Insecta; Hymenoptera; Formicidae. Gene Ontology annotation, cellular component: early endosome; late endosome; extrinsic component of endosome membrane. Gene Ontology annotation, molecular function: ATP binding; protein kinase activity; actin binding. The record is from RefSeq and is a predicted model, not a curated record. The transcript is spliced from 8 exons. Gene Ontology annotation, biological process: protein targeting to lysosome; protein phosphorylation; early endosome to late endosome transport. The coding region runs from base 284 to 2041 and encodes 585 amino acids.
AUGACGGGUGAGUGUUGUCGACGGCGGCUCUAGCAUUCCACCGCGGCGGAGAUAGUGGUUGCCUCGCGCUCGUUCGCUCCUCUUACGUUGUCAGCGCAUCAUAGCUGCUGACACAGUUGACAUUGGGAAUUACCCGCGAUAAAGUGGCCGCGCACCACGCUAAGCGUUCGCCAAUGUUGAAAUGAAGCAGAAGCGCGUCAUGUAUGGCGACGCGCGUAAACGGUGCGAAAGACAGACGCAGUUCGCCCUGCACGGGCCCUGCCUACCCGCGGACUAAUGAUCAAUGGCUUUAUUCGAGAAGAGAUACACGAAUAAAGUGCUGUUAGAUGAUACGGAGCAGCUGACGAGCGUUAUCGAAAAUGCUAGGACCAUCGACGGACAUACGGAAUACGUUAUAAAAACACAGAGAGGCCCGCUUCCCGAAAGAUCUUGGCGAGUGAGUAGACGUUACAAUGACUUCGUACAGCUCAAUACAGCUCUAUCCAUAUCUGGCUUCGACCUGCCACUACCACCAAAACGAAUUAUCGGUAAUAUGGAACCAGACUUUAUAGCUCAGCGACAAAUAGCACUACAGAAUUAUCUAAACAUAGUACUAAUGAAUCCUAUACUAGCAUCUUCGCUUCCUAUGAAAAGGUUUUUAGACCCUGAAAAUUAUACAGCACCGUUACAUGAAAUCGCAUUGCAACAAGUGUCACUAGCGCUGCGGAGUGACGCGAAUUAUGAAGUAUGCAAGCCCAUCCCUGACAUGGGAUGGCGAUUAAGAAAGCAUUACUAUACCGUAAAGAAUAGGCAGAACCCUAAGCAGGAGCUUCUCUUGGCCUGGGUUGAAUUCGGUCCUGAUAAACAUUUGCAAGACAAAGAUAUACAAGGGGUUUUUAAGACUCUAGGCUCUCUACGGCAUACUUACAUCGAACCGAUGGUGCAUCAGCACGUCACGGACAACGGGGCACUAAUAAUAAGGAACUUCUAUCCGGCCGGCACACUGCACGACAUUCUGUGCGUUACCAAGCCUAAGCAACCGUUCAUAAAGAAAUAUGGAAAUCCGAAGCAAAUAAAAUCGUUAGUCACGUCGGAAGUCGCCACAUACGGUUAUCAGAUAUUGGAAGCUCUAGGAUACCUUCAUGAGAAAGGAUUACCUUACGGACAUUUACAUACUGGUAAUAUACUCUUAACUCAGAGGUGCGCCAAAUUAUUGGAUAUAGAAAAUGGAUUGCUCGGGUUGCCAGCAUUUUACCGGCCUUACGUAGUGCAGAGGCGCAAACUACAUGCCACGACCCAAGUUGACGUGUAUUCAUUCGGGCACGUUUUGUACGAGAUGGCAUUCGGACGGCCACUUUUGGAGGCUACGUGCUCCGAGUUGCCGCACUGCGACGCGAGCUUAAAAAAUUUGUUGGAAGUGAUCCUAUCGCCGGAAGCUCUAAAGCAAGAUCUGCCGAUGGUGGCUCGGCUACUGGAGCAUCCAUUUUUCGAAUCGGCAAGGCGCACUGCGUUGGCCAUCGGCGCCGUGGAAAAGCCACACUUCAAAUUGAGCAAUCAUCUGAAGGAAGCCUUGCAGGAAGCUGUAAAUAAAGCCGAGCAACGACUGCGAGACGAACAGAAAGUCGCCCGGCACCAGAAGAGGCUCGUCAAGGUUCAAGAGAUGAUGAGCUCCGAAGAAGAGAUGAAGAAACGAAAACAUAAAUUGAAGAAGGAGCAGAAACUGGCGCAAGAACAACGUUCCGCGUCGCAGCUGGGCACAAACGGCACGAAACAAGUGAACGGUAAGAGUCCGGAACGCUCGGACAGCCCGACAAGUACUUCCACGGCUACCAGCGUUGGAACGUUAACUCCCCCGUCGCUUCGUUCCGUGGAUAUUCCGCAUGGAGAUGCAGCUCCUGGCAAGGCCGUUCCACCACCUCCCACGCUGCCACCGUCGUCUGAAGCAUCCGGUGGUGCGUCGAACAGUGUAUCAAAAUCGACGAAUGAGCGCGCCGCUCUGCUCGGUAGCAUCUGCAAUUUCGACAAGACCAGGCUGCGGAGGAUUGCAAAUGGAAAUCGUUAGGUGCGUUAGAUAGAUAGACAGAUGUAAAAAGAGGCCACCGUGCAAGGAAAAUUUCGCCGGUGCGACAAUUAUACCACGAACAAAGAACUGCUAAAUUAGAACAAACGGUGUAUACCUGUAGAUUAUUGCGUUGGAUGCAGAGGGAUCGUCCGGAUGAAUAGCUUCGUCGUGCUUCUUGUGACUCCUAAUGGUACUGAGUAACUUUCAUUUCGAUCGCGACACUUGUAUCUUUUACGAACUUCGAAGAUUCAAUAUAUUAUUUAUAGAUGCUCGCGCAACGUAAAUACGUGCGGUUUUGUAGCUUAUACGAUUAAAUUAAAAGUACAAUAUAUCAGAUUUGUGAUAUAUAUAUAUACACACACACACAAUAUGCAUACAUAUAUACAUGUGCAUACACACACACACACACACACACACAUACUGAUCCAUUUUAGCGUCUGGCCUACGUUUAUAUGAGAUAUAAUACAUAAUGCUUGCUUCACUGUAUUAGACCUGCCGUCCAGGAACGAGCCUAAAACGAACGGAAACAACAAAUCAAAAUACCAAAAUGCUUCUGAAAAUUUGCCACUUUAUGAAUCGUCCUAUAUCGUAUUCUUCCCGUAUGUGUAACUAUAUAUACGUUUUAGGGAUUACUUAAAGAUAUAUACCGUUAAUAUAUGGGACGUACAGUAAUCUAUGUUGGGAGCAAUCUGAAAAGUUUUUAAAUUUAUUUCGAUUGUUUGUCAUCACGACAGAUUAAAAUCAAGCGCGUGUAAUACUUCGAGAGAAAUCACGUUUUUCUAGUCCAACACAUAUCUCGGUCUUGCACAACCAAUCUAUAUAGCACCAUAGAAUUUUAUUAGAUCUGAUUAUAUGUAUCUGGUUGAAAUACGAGCCAAGUUUCGCGAUCGAUUUAUAACUUAUUAUUAUUAUUAUUAUUAUUAUUAUUAUUAGUCGCGCCUGGCUCGUUUACUUUUUUUUUCCUUUCAUGUAAAUAUUAAAUUUGUUUGAAUAUAAAAAAAAAUAAAGAAAAAAAGUGAUAUACAAUGGAGUGAUAGUACUACGUAUGCAUAUUAAAUGAAUUUUCUCUCGUUAUACUUAUAUCUACUGUUCUGUCUAUACAAAGUUUAUGAUAUAUACAUAAUAUAUAUAUAUAUAUAUAUAUAUAUAAAUAUAUAAAUAUAUGAACGCGCAUAUAUAGUUCUCGUUCGUGUUCGCGCGGCACAAUGCGAGGAUCGUACGCCGCUUUUGUAUCGCUCGUAAAACCGGACUGUUCAGUCUUACGAAUUAAAAACGUGCCAAGGGAUAUACGAUCUUCGUAUUGACAGAUAAUAUGACACCGGUAGGCUAUAGUGUGAUCUAUUUCUAUAUGUCGAGAGAACACAAUCAAGUACAUGUCUCAUAUAACGUUUGUCUGUGGAUGCUAUAACGAUAAUUGUAACAUAAUUACACGUUUUAAUACACUUACCACUGUCUUAGGUAUGUAUAUGACAACAGUGUGACAUUAUUCUCGUCGAAUAUGACCGUCUGGUGUAUAUCAUAACGACAAAAAACGUGUAUUAAUGAUAAAAUGGAAAUAGAAUAUUGACCGUUCGAUCGUAAUCUGCCGUUCGGGUUCACCGUAUUAAUGAUAUUCGUUUCUAAAAAUUUGCUCGCAUAUCUAAGUAAAAAAAAAAAAUUAAAUGAAAAGGAAAAAAUAAGUAAAAAUAUUAUAUCAUGAAAUAUUUUAUAUUAAACAAAAUUUGAGACAUACACAUGACAACACCAUGUUAUAUUGUCAGAAUCUAUUAUUAUCUGUGAUGUGUGUUCACACGUAAAAUUAUUUAAAAUUGUUGAUAUCGAUCUAACAGGCCCGAAUGAUAGAUACAGAAUUAGCAUUUACCGACAACAAAAGUACUAUUCUUUUAUUAUUAUAAAUUCUGUUUAUGCACGUAGUAAUAAAAAUUUUAGAACCAAUGAACAUACCAAACUCUUAGAGUCCUUUGAGAAUAGCAGGUUUCCGAUGCGUUAUUUUAGAUUUCGCCUUGUAGAGAGGCUCACAUAAUGGCUUAUGUAUUUGUACAAUACAAUUAGUGUAUAUAGCAUGCAGAAACUGUACAAGGACCUUAUUCUAGAGAAGGGAACAAAUUUUGCGUUUAUUGAUAAUAAGAGAAACAUCGAGACAGCAAUCAAACAAACAAGACAAAUUUUAUUUCAUGAAAGAGAGACGCUAUUUUAAUACUUAAUAAUAUAUCCAACAAAAGUAUAUAAUACAUAUACAAAUUUAUAUAUCACGUUCAGGUAGCCCAAAAUUUUGAUAGCAGUUCAUGUAUUAUACGUACAGUAUAAAAGUAUAUGUAUUAACAUACACGUGCGAGUAUGGGAACGCGUGUAAAUACGCGAUUGUCAUCGUGACAGUUCUUUAGGGCCCCUAAAUAAUUGCAAUAAAUAUUCAAAAAGAGAAAAAUGAAUCACGUAAUUGGCCAACGAUGUCGUGUCGUUUUCGUUACGAAUAUUUACAAAUGAAAUAAUGUUUUCUUUUUCGUCUGUGCUUUACUCGCUAAAAUAUGCUUCUCAUGCGAUACUUUAUAUGUAAAUUCACACAUCGUAUCAUUGUAGAAACAGUGCACAAACAUCCUAAUUAUAAUACAUAAGACACGCUGUA